AUGAGUAAAUCAUCGACACAGAGUUCAUCACCAUCAUCCUCACCAACAAAAGUCGUUUUUCGUCAACCCGGAACGACAACAAAUUCUCAACAAAGAAAUUCGCAUAGAGAAAAUUCACCAGAUAACCAAUUCAGAAUCGGCGAUCGAGUUAGUAUUCAUGGUGCAUCAGGAACAAUAGUAUUUAUUGGUUCGACACAUUUUGCGGAAGGCGAAUGGCUUGGAAUUAAUCUUGAUGAAGCACAAGGCAAAAAUGAUGGUUCACAUGGUGGUAUUCGCUAUUUUGAAACGGAUGCUAAUCGUGGUCUUUUCUGUCGACCUGAUAAAGUUCAACGUUUAUCACUUAAUGGUUCUUCUCAAAGAAAUUCAAUACUGUUUAAUCAAAUCAGAUUACCUAUCAUAGAUGAAACUGACCAUGGAUUGGAACUAUUAUCAAAUAAAAAUCUUCAAAUAGGUGAUCGAGUAGUUAUUCGUGGAACAAAAUAUGGUAUUCUAAAAUAUAUUGGUAAAAUUCAUGUCAAUGAAGGUAUAUGGUGUGGCAUUAAACUAGAUGGUCCCUUGGGUAAACAUGAUGGUAAAAUUGAAGGGAUACGAUAUUUUCAAUGUCAACAUCGUUAUGGAAUUUUUGCUCCUUUACAAAGUGUUGAAAAAGUCAUUACUGAUACCGAUGAUAUAAGAAGAAUUUCUCGGCAGUCAAUCAUUUCAACAGGUUCAUGUGAUCAAUAUCAUGAUACAAAUAGUCAAGAUUCGAACAUUUCUGAAUUUUCAACAUCACCAAAUAGUUUGCAUUAUUUUCCACCACGAUCACCAAGAAAAUUUCCUCAACCAAAUUUUUCUACCGAUGUAACAUCAAUGGAAACAUUAUCAUCAACACAAAUAACAGAUUUACAUGAAAAAAUAAAAGAAAAAAAUCUAUCUAUUGAAAAAUUAAGCAAAGAAAAUGAAAGAGAUCGUUUAGAAUUGUCGAAUUCUAAAGAACAAAUGAAUCAAAUGAAAAAACAGCUAAUAACCUUACAACAACAAUACGAAAUAAAAGAAAAACAAAACGAACAAUUAAUAAAAGAACAAGUUGAAUUAAGACAACGUUUAGAAGAUUUACAAUUUCAACUUGAAGAAUAUCAAUAUUCUGAAACAGAUACAGACCUUUUAAAAAUACCUAUUGAUGAUCAUAAUCAAUUAUUAUCUCGAAAUGAAAUUGCAAAUUAUGAACAAACAAAAGAAAAACUUGUUCAACUUGAAUCUAUUAAUAAAAAUUUAAUACAUGAAAAACAAAUAUUACAAGAAGAAUUAAAACAAUCUAAUGAAAUAAAAGAAAAAGAAAAACAAACAAAUAACUUUAUUAAUGAAUUAGAAAAACAAAUUGAAUUACUUAAAUUCCAAAUAUCUGAUCUACAAAAUAAAGAUCAAAAUAAAACUAUUCAAUUGAAUGAAAAAGAUACGUUUUACAAACAGCAAAUCAUCGAAUAUCAAUCAAAAAUUGAUCAAAUCACUAAACAAGAUCAAAAUAUUCGAUUACAACUAACAACAGUAGAACAAGAGAAACAUUUAAAUGAUAAACAAAUUACGAAUUUAUUGGAUGAACUAAAACGAUAUAAAGAAAGUAUUGUUCCUGAUAUGGAAAAAGAAUGUCAAAUACUCAAAUCCGAAUUAGAAAACCGAGAUUCCACUGGUAAUAGAGAACUUAAUGAACGCGAAAUAUAUUAUCAACAACAAAUAAAAGAAUAUCAAGGUAAUAUUGAUCGAGUUACUUAUGAAACAGAAAAAAUUCGAACUGAAUUACGACAACUACAACAAGCAAAUGAUUUAAAAGAGAAAACAACUAAAACUUUAAUUGAUGAAUUGAAGAAAAAUUAUGAAACAGUUCAAAAUGAAUUAAUGGAAUUAAAUGAACAAGAAUAUACAGCAAAAAUGACUUUAAAUCAACGCGAAUCAUAUUAUAAACAACAAAUAAAUGAAUAUGAAAAUAAUCUAAAUCAAGCAAUGCGUCAAACUCAAAAGAUUCAAAAUGAAUUAGUUAAAUUAGAAGAAGAAAAAUCUUCGCAUGAUAAUAAAUCUAAUAAUACAAUUAAUUUAUUAAAACAAGAUUAUGAAAAACAAUAUGAAAUCUUACAAAGUCAAUUAACAGAAUUACAAGAUAAAGAUCAUACACAUAAUAUUAUCUUAAAUGAACGUAUAGGUCAUUAUGAAAUACAAAUAAAAGAACAUCAAAUUAAAAUAGAUCAACAUAUUCGUGAAAUACAAGCUCUUCAAGCUGAAUUAAUAAAUUUACAAGAAGAAAAAUCAAAUGAUGAAGAGCAAUUCAAUGAUACGAUUAGUAAAUUACAACAUGAUUAUGAAACUCUGAAAUUUGAAUUACACGAACGAGAUCAAACACAAACCAUCGUAAUGAACGAACGUGAUGCUCUUCAUCAAUCCCAAAUAAAAGAACUUGAAACCAAGAGAGAUCAAUCACUUGUUGAAAUACAAAAUCUUCAAUCUGAAUUAAUUAAAUUACGAGAAGAGAAAAACACCAUCGAAAAACAACUGAAAGAAACUAUCAAUACGUUAAAACAAGAUCAUGAAAGACAAUAUAAAGAACUUCAAACUGAAAUAGAUGAAUUAAAUGAACGAGAACGUAAAGCACAUAGAACUGUACAUCAACAUGAAGCAGAAUUUGAACAGCAAGUAAAAGAUUAUCAAACUAAAAUAGAAGAAGCCAAUAUCGAAACUCAACAUAUUCAAACUCAAUUAGCUGAACUUCUAGAAGAAAAAUCCAAAUCCGAUGAUACAAAUAGUUCAUUAAAACAAGACAUUGAAAGACUUACAGAUGAAUUGAAAAAUCGAGAUCACACUCAAAAUAUGGCAUUAAAGGAACAUGAAGCUUUUUAUGAACUACGAAUAAAAGAAUAUCAAAUUAAGAAAGAUCAAGAUGUUCAUGAAAUAGAUAUUCUUCGAGCUGAAUUAGCGAAUUUACAAGAAGAAAAACUAUUUCAUGAAAAACAAUUAAAUGAGAUGAUUAUUAAAUUAAAACAAGAUUAUGAAAAUCUUAAACAUGAGUUACACGAACAAGAAGAAAAAACUAUACAUCAACGUGAAUCAGAAUUUGAACAACAAAGAAAAGACUAUGAAGAUAAAUUAGAAGAGGCUAUUCUUGCAAGUCAACAUAUUCAAACUCAAUUAACAGAAUUACUAGAAGAAAAAUCGAAAUUCGAGGAAACAAGCAUUCUAUUAAAACAAGACAUUGAAAGACUUCAAAUUGAAUUAGAAGAUCGAGAUCGUACACCGAAUAUGGCUACGAAUGAACGUGAAGCUCAUUAUCAGGCUCAGAUAAAAGAACUUGAAACCAAGAAACAUCAAUCACUUGAUGAAAUACAACAUCUUCAAUCUGAAUUAAUUAAAUUAAGAGAAGACAAAAACACUAUCGAAAAUCAAUUCAAUGAAACUAUCGAUUCCUUAAAACAAGAUCAUGAAAGACAUUGUAAAGAGCUUCAAACUGAAAUAGAUGAAUUAAAUGAACGAGAAGAAAAAACUGUACAUCAACAUGAAUCAGAAUUUGAACAACAAAGAAAAGACUAUGAAGAUAAACUAGAAGAAGCUAUUCUUGCAAGUCAACGUACUCAAACUCAAUUAGCAGAAUUACUAGAAGAAAAAUCGAAAUUCGAGGACACAAGUAUUCUAUUAAAACAAGACAUUGAAAGGCUUCAAACUGAAUUAGAAGAUCGAGAUCGUACACAGAAUAUGGCUACGAAUGAACGUGAAGCUCAUUAUCAGGCUCAGAUAAAAGAACUUGAAACCAAGAAACAUCAAUCACUUGAUGAAAUACAAAAUCUUCAAUCUGAAUUAAUUAAAUUAAGAGAAGACAAAAACACUAUCGAAAAUCAAUUCAAUGAAACUAUCGAUUCCUUACAACAAGAUCAUGAAAGACAUUGUAAAGAGCUUCAAACUGAAAUAGAUGAAUUAAAUGAACGAGAAGAAAAAACUGUACAUCAACAUGAAUCAGAAUUUGAACAACAAAGAAAAGACUAUGAAGAUAAAUUAGAAGAAGCUAUUCUUGCAAGUCAACAUAUUCAAACUCAAUUAGCAGAAUUACUAGAAGAAAAAUCGAAAUUCGAGGACACAAGUAUUCUAUUGAAACAAGACAUUGAAAGGCUUCAAACUGAAUUAGAAGAUCGAGAUCGUACACAGAAUAUGGCUACGAAUGAACGUGAAGCUCAUUAUCAAGCUCAGAUAAAAGAACUUGAAACCAAGAAACAUCAAUCACUUGAUGAAAUACAACAUCUUCAAUCUGAAUUAAUUAAAUUAAGAGAAGACAAAAACACUAUCGAAAAUCAAUUCAAUGAAACUAUCGAUUCCUUAAAACAAGAUCAUGAAAGACAUUGUAAAGAGCUUCAAACUGAAAUAGAUGAAUUAAAUGAACGAGAAGAAAAAACUGUACAUCAACAUGAAUCAGAAUUUGAACAACAAAGAAAAGACUAUGAAGAUAAAUUAGAAGAAGCUAUUCUUGCAAGUCAACGUAUUCAAACUCAAUUAACAGAAUUACUAGAAGAAAAAUCGAAAUUCGAGGAUACAAGCAUUCUAUUAAAACAAGACAUUGAAAGACUUCAAACUGAAUUAGAAGAUCGAGAUCGUACACAGAAUAUGGCUACGAAUGAACGUGAAACUCAUUAUCAAGCUCAGAUAAAAGAGCUUGAAACCAAGAAACAUCAAUCACUUGAUGAAAUACAAACUCUUCAAUCUGAAUUAAUUAAAUUAAGAGAAGACAAAAACACUAUCGAGAAUCAAUUCAAUGAAACUAUCAAUACCUUAAAACGAGAUAAUGAAAAACUUCAAAAUGAAAGAGAACGUAACGAUAACAUGAUUCUUAAUGAACAUGAAUCACAAUAUAAACAACAGAUUGAUGAAUAUGAAAAGGAUCUAGAACUUUCUUCACAUGAAAUUGAAAAUAUUAAAUCUGAAUUGGCAAAUUUACAAGAAGAAAAAGAAUCUAAUGAAAAAGAAUUAAAUAAUUUAAUGAUGACAAUGCAACAAGAUUUUGACAAACAAAUUGAAAUUCUCAAAACAAAAAAUAUUGAAUUACAAAAAUAUCAUGAUACAAAAAAUAACGAAUUAAAUCAAACGGAAGAACAAAUAAAUGAAUAUGAAUUGAAAUUCAAUCACUUAAAUAAAAAUCUUGAAGAACUACAACAACAAAAUGAAAGUAAACUUGAACAAAUAAAUCAAUUAAAAAUUGAACUUGAUAAACAACAUCAAGAAAAUCAAGAACUAACAAAUUUGAAACAGCAAUAUGAACAAACACAAAAUGAACUUAUUCAACGUACGGAAAAUUUAACACAAGUAAAUGAAAAACUUCAACAAGAACUUAAAGAUUUUAAAAAUGAAAAUGAACAACAAUUCACAAAUCAAGCUAUUAACGAAAUGACAGAAAAACAAAUUUCAAAUGAUGAAUUAACAAAACAGUUAAAUGAUCUACAACAAAUGUAUGAUAAUCUUCUUGAAAAGCAAGCUAAUACUGAACAAAAAUAUGCAGAAGAUAAACAAGCUGAGGAAAAAAUUAUGAAAGAAAAAAUUAUUGAAUAUGAAACAAGAAUUAUAUUAGUAAAAAAUGAAUAUAUGGUCGAAAUGGAAAAUGCUAAACUCGACCAUGAACAAGAACUACUUCGAUUAAAAAAUCAACUUCAACAAGCAAAUUCAACCAAGAGAAAAAAAUGA
Molecule: messenger RNA, 5685 nt
Organism: Rotaria sp. Silwood1
Lineage: Eukaryota; Metazoa; Rotifera; Eurotatoria; Philodinida; Philodinidae
Source: the annotation of a GenBank genome assembly